Molecule: messenger RNA, 1604 nt
Organism: Zingiber officinale
Lineage: Eukaryota; Viridiplantae; Streptophyta; Magnoliopsida; Zingiberales; Zingiberaceae
Product: bifunctional riboflavin kinase/FMN phosphatase-like
Exons: 10
Coding region: 218-1318 (366 amino acids)
Biological process (GO): glycerol biosynthetic process; riboflavin biosynthetic process
Molecular function (GO): riboflavin kinase activity; sn-glycerol 3-phosphatase activity
Source: RefSeq, a predicted model, not a curated record
GUAAGCGCCGACUUGCGUCUCUGUGCUCCGGCGAAGGCAAGCAUUUAUGCGCGACGAAUCCCCGAGACGGAAGUGGAAUCGAAUGCGGGCGGGCAGAAGCAAAAUGCGAGGCCCGGAUCGAUUCCAAUCGCCGAAUCGAUUCCCGCUGCCACGCCUCCUCCUCUCCGCCAUUUAAGCUCUUCGCCGUUGCCUCCGCCCUUCCAGCGGAAUCCCCUCCAUGGACGGCGCAACCUCGAUCGCGGCCGUUAUUUUUGAUCUGGACGGAACUCUUCUCGAUACCGAUAGGGCCACGGGAGGGAUCCUGAAUGAGUUCUUGGCGAGGUACGGCAAGUCGGUUGAUGCCGCCAAGGAGGAGAAGCGGGUGGGGAUGAUGCACAAGCAGGCGGCCGCCGCGAUAGUCCAGGACUACGGGCUGCCGAUGACGGCUGAAGAGUACUCUCAGGCGAUCAUGCCUUUAUAUCAGGAAAGGUGGCCAUUAGCAAAAGCACUUCUGGGUGUUAAUCGCCUUAUUGGGCAUCUUCGCAAACAUGGAAUCCCAUUGGCACUUGCUUCAAACUCCAUAAGGAAACACAUUGAGCUAAAAAUUUCCCACAAUCAAGGAUGGGCACAAUCAUUUUCUGUUAUUCUUGGUGGGGAUGAUGUUAAUCACGGAAAACCUUUUCCUGACAUAUACCUAGAGGCCGCAAAGAGACUUGGAGUAAAUACCUCAAAUUGUCUGGUCAUUGAAGAUUCCCCGGUUGGUGUAAAAGCAGCAAAGACUGCAGGAGCAAAGGUAGUUGCUGUGCCAUCUCUUCAAGGACAAGAUGAAUGUUAUUCCAUUGCAGAUUAUAUGCUUCAUUCCCUUUUGGAGUUUCAGCCUGAGUUAUGGGAUCUUCCUGCAUUUGAUGAUUGGGUGCAAAGUGCACUGCCAAUUGAAUUAUUGUUUGUUAGAGGCCUGGUUGGAGAGCUAGUUUCUCACGACGGUGUUACUCAAGUUAAUGUCACUGCAGAUACUGGUUCAUAUGAAUCAGUUCCUGAUCAAGUGUGUGGAGUCUUUUUGGGUUGGGCAAAGCUUGAACUGCAUGGAAUGUAUAAGGUUAUUGUGAACAUGGGAUGGGACACCUCGCGCGGGGUUGCUAAGAGAGUAAUGAUCCCGCAUUUAAUCGGCCAUGUCGAAGGUGCCACAAACGAUCGCCUGGAUCUAUUUCUUACUGGAUACAUCAGGAAAACCCACAACUGGGAUGUGAAAGUGUCUGAAGAAGAUCUGAAAAUCGGUGGCGCUGCACUGGAUCUCCCUUUGUUCUCCCCACCACAACUGCAACACCCAUUCAAUCUUUGAUCAGGAAGUAUUAUGAGACAGAAAAGUAUGUUGGUUUAUACUCAGUUAUUUUACUAUGGCCACCUUAGCAGCUUGAAGCAAUAUAUAUAUUGACAAUAUUCUAGUCGAUUUCUAAUAAAAUUGAAUUGGGACUAACCUCUUUUCUCUUCAAGUGACAUGGAAGAUCGAAGAGGCCUGCUAUUUCUUCUGUGAUUUUUUAAAAAUUUGUUUGUAUGAUCUGAUUUAUUCCUGUAGUUUUAAGAAGUCGAUAUGUUUGUUUGUCCUGGAGUUGGAAAAGCAUGUGUUU